Penicillium macrosclerotiorum is the source of this 1695-nucleotide messenger RNA. Its product is annotated as Mis12-Mtw1 family protein. NCBI's taxonomy places the organism in Eukaryota, Fungi, Ascomycota, Eurotiomycetes, Eurotiales, Aspergillaceae. The transcript is spliced from 5 exons. The record is from RefSeq and is a predicted model, not a curated record. Bases 1 to 1695 code for a protein of 564 amino acids. Gene Ontology annotation, biological process: mitotic sister chromatid segregation; cell division. Gene Ontology annotation, cellular component: MIS12/MIND type complex.
AUGACCAUCGCGGUCCUGGCGCUUCCGACGACCAAAACAAAGCGCCGCGAACCGCUGAGGACAAUCGGAAUGGCGGCUCCUCAGGCGCAAUCGCGUCAUGGGGCCGCGUCUGGCGGUGCCGGCAGAGGAGGGGAACGUCGAAGCACGCGCCUCAGCGCGACACAGCAGGGACUCGAUGAGAUGACGAAUCAUGAAGCGAAACGGAAAGCAGGUUACGAAGAAGACGAAGAAGGAUUCCAGUUCUCACGAUUGCCUGCGAAGAAGUCGAAGACAACAACCGAGAAGAAAAUGAAACCGGCAAUUGAGCCGAUUCCUGAGUUCGCCCAUUCAGAUGUCGAAAAUGCGCCACCAAUGCCGUCGCCCCGGAGGGGGCGACCUCCGAAGAAGCGAGCGAAGGAGGAUUCCCAGGGGAGUGCGGUGCCGGUGAAGGGGAUGAGCACAGAGCUUCCGACAAGAAGGCCGACAAGGGGUGCUACAAACUCUGUGAAUGCGGGAAUGGAGGCUCCAUUGGAACACUCUACGCGCGGAUCACAGCAUCGGGAGUCGCUGGAUGGUCAGCCGGAAAAGGGAAAGAAGAGAAGAGGGCGGCCGGCCAAGUCAAAGGCACCGGAAACCAACGGAUUCCAGUCCCCGGAACAACCACCUGCGGGAACGAAGGUGACUUUGCCUGUGGCGGACACGCCCGUGAUUGAGAGGAAUAAGGAGUUGCGGGGUGCGAAAUCGAAUAAGGGACGGCGGAACAGCUUGAAGAUGCGGGGACGAAGAGCAAGUUUCUUGAUUGAGUCCGGAACUUCAAAUGCGUUACCGCAUCGAGAAGUCGGGACUGCUGAUUUCUAUAAACACAUUGCCGACGAGGGGCUUUCUGAGACACGGAGGAUGCGACAGCUUCUGAUCUGGUGUGCAACGCGCGCGUUAGAUGAGAAGCCAACUGGGUCUCCAUCUCAUGAUCAGAGUGCGCAUCUAGCAGCUCUUGUUAUCCAAGGGGAGCUAUUGAAAGACUUCUCUUCCGUCCCAGAACUGUCAGAUUGGAGCAGUCGCGAGAACGUGGCCCCCCCAACAGUAGUCGUGAAGAAACCGAACCCGAAGAAUAUCCAGAACACCGAUAAGAUCAAGGAAUUGGAAGAGCAAAUACAAAAGCUUCAAAGGGAGCGACAGGCUCUGAACGCACUCCUGAAGCAACCGACAAUCCAACGCAUAGAUGCAGAGCAACCAUCCAAGAGAUCUCCCAGAACCAAACGACAAUCUUUAAAACCACCUCACGACCAAAUCGACAUCUCCCUCCUCGACCCUUCACAACACGCCAUCUACACAUCCCUCAGUUCCUCCGCCUCUUCGACCAAACUAUCACAGCCGGAAGGCGACUCAGCUUCAUCUAUAAACCGACCACCCAUGACUCCUUCUACUGUUUCUUCUCGUCUCUCUCAAAUUACAACAAGUCUCGCACCUACACUUGAUCUUUUUGCGGCCGGUGUGCAUGAUAUCGAACUAUAUCGGUCUACAGCCGAUGCUGUCUCUUCCCGGAUACUACGUGUUUGCGCGCAGCAACUAGAAGAACGCGAUGCACAAAACAGACAGCAACGACUCGCAAUCGAGGGUGAAGAUAGCGACCAUCGCCCAUCCAGUGCAUCUGGCCGAGGCUCCCGAGAAGACCUAGGCCUUAUCCUGGGAGCCCUCAGUCGCGUUGAGCGACGAUAA